AUCUAUGUGUGCUGGGUCACACACUUAAAAAUGGCAACUUUCCCCAUUCUCUCAGAUCAAAAUUAUUGGUAUUAUUAAUAUUAAUUUAUGUUGGGGAAUUGUUUAUUGUUCUCUCACUCUCUUCAGUUUCAAGCCGGAGAUCGCUUUUUCUUACAAUCUCAGCUGCGUUUGUUCUUCGUUGUUUGUGAUUCUCAGCGCAGCUCCUUCUGUUUUCCCUACAAUUUCAAAUUUCAGGCUAUUUCUUUCCUACUCUUUCAUCAGCUUUAAUAUAUACUUUUAAUUUAGAUUAAUGGAUAUAAUUUCUCCGGUCAUUGGAGCAAUUGUGGAAUACACUAUAGAAUCCAUUGGUCGUCAAUUGAGUUAUCUAUUCUUCUUCCGCAAAAAUAUUCAAAACCUUAAGAUUCGGGUUGAAAUGUUGAAAAACACCAAAGAAUCAGUGCUUCACAAGGUCAAUGAAGCAAGAAGAAAUGCUGAAAACAUAGAAUCUUCUGUCCAAAAUUGGCUAAAUGAGGUUGAUGACAUCAUUGAUAAAUCAGAGACAAUAUUAGCCAAUCAAGCUCAACAAGGUGGAUUGUGCUUGAAUUUGGUCCAAAGACACCAAUUAAGUAGGAGAGCUGUAAAGUUGGGUGAUGAGGUUGUUGAGAUAAAAAAUGAAGGAAAUUUUGAUAGAGUCUCUUAUCGUGUAGCUCUCUCAGAGGUUGAGAGUUCAAAGGCAAGGACUUCAGAUUUUGUUAACUUUGUAUCAAGAAAGCCUAUUAUAGACAAAAUCUUUGGUGCACUUAUGGAUGACAAUGUCUCUAGAAUUGGAGUGUAUGAAAUGGGAGGUGUUGGAAAAACAAUGUUAGUGAAAGAGAUUUCGAGAAUAGUUAUGGAGAAAAAGUUAUUUGAUGAAGUGGUCACGUCGACUAUAAGUCAGACCCUCGACAUAAAAACAAUUCAAGGACAACUUGGAGAUAAGCUUGGGCUGAAAUUUGACCAAGAAACAAACGAAGGAAGGGCCCUUAUGUUACAUAAAAGGUUGAAAAUGGAACAAAGGAUCCUCAUUGUACUUGAUGAUGUUUGGAAGCAAAUUGAUUUAGAAACCAUAGGAAUUCCAAGUAUUGAAGAUCACAGAGGAUGCAAGAUCCUAUUUACCUCUAGAGAUAAUAGUGUACUCUUGAAUGAUAUGUGCAUAGAUAAAAAUUUUGAGAUAGGAGUUUUACAAGAGGAUGAGACGUGGAAUUUAUUCAAGAAAAUGGCUGGUGAGAUUGUUGAAACAUCUUAUUUGAAAAGUAUAGCCGUUGAAAUAGCAAGGGAAUGUGCACAUUUGCCAAUUGCUAUAAUAACGAUCGCCAAGGCAUUGAGAAAUAAACAUUCAUCCAUUUGGAAAGAUGCCUUAAACCAAUUAAGAAAUCCCGUAGUUGUCAAUAUAAAAGGAAUGAAUGAGAAAGUGUAUUCUUCACUCAAGUUAAGUUACGACCAACUAGAUUGUGAAGAGGCCAAAUUAUUGUUUUUGCUCUGUAGCAUGUUCCCAGAAGAUGCUGUAAUUGAUGUGAAAAAAUUACAUGUAUAUGCUAUUGGCCUGGGUUUCUUGCACGGUGUUGACACUAUGGCACAAGCACAACAUAGGAUAGCAAAAUUGGUGGAUGAUCUCAUAUCUUCUUCUUUACUUAUAGAAGACUCAAAUGAUGGUUGGGGUCAUAGAUAUGUUAAAAUGCACGAUCUCAUUCGUGAUGUUGCUAUAUUAAUUGCCUCCAAAGACGAUCGUAUUUGUACACUAAGCUAUUCUAAAGGAUUGGAUGAAUUAUGGCUAGAAAAAAUAAUGUCAGGUAAUCAUACAGUAGUGUACUUAAAUGUUGAAGGGUUGUGUAACAUCCCCCAAAAGUUAAAGUUACCCAAAGUUCAAUUAUUGGUAUUACGUGGAUCAUUGUUGGAUGGAUGUUUGUUGUCGAAUACAUUUUUUGUUCAAUCAAAAGAGCUCAAAAUUCUAGAAUUAAUUAACAUGAAUUUUUCCAUAGAGACGACGCCAUUACUUUUCCCUUUUGCAAACCUCCAAACAUUGUGUUUGUUUAGAUGUAAAUUGGGAAACAUGGAAGCGAUUGGAGACUUAAACAGGCUUGAAUUUCUCAGUUUUAAAGGAUCAAACAUCAUCGAGAUUCCAACGACCAUAAGCCAAUUGACGCGAUUAAAAGUGUUAGAUUUAUCCAUAUGUCUUAAACUAAAGAUAAUUCCACCUAAUAUUCUCUCAAAUUUGAAAAAUCUAGAAGAGUUGUAUUUGGACAGGUUUGAUGGAUGGGAAAGAGAAGAAUUGAAUGAUGGAAGAAGAAAUGCUAGUCUUUCGGAGAUUAGCCACCUUUCUCACUUGUGUGUUUUAGUAUUGUGGAUUCAAGAUGAAAAGAUUAUGCCAAAACAGUUGUUUUCAAGAUUGUUGAAUUUGGAAAAGUUUGUCAUUUCUAUUGGUUGUGGAGCUCUUGGACAUUGGUCAAUGAACAUCUCUAGGGUGUUAUGUUUGAAGAUGGAAACAGGAAGUGACCUUGAUAAUGAGAUAAAUGUGUUGUUAAAGAGAUCUGAAGAAUUGCAUUUAGUAGGAUCAGUUGGUGCGAGAGUUCUCCCGUUUGAGUUAAAGGAAAACCAAUCUUUAGAUUUGAAAAAACUCUAUAUUUAUGACAAUUUAGAGUUUAAAAAUUUGGCCCCUAAGCAAAAAGAUCAUUUCCAAAAAUUUUGGUCCAAAUUGGAGUAUUUAAAAUUGAGCAAAUUGGAGAAUUUGGAGAGUAUAUUUCAUAGUGAUCAUGAUCAUGUUAGAGAAUCUCAAUUCAACAAGUUGAAGGUGAUAAAGUUGUUAGAUUGUAAUAAAUUGGGAAGUCUCUUUUUCGACUCUAUCUUGGAUGAUUUUUUGCAUCUUGAGGAGAUUAAAAUUGUCGAUUGUAAGAUGAUGACAGCAAUCGCUAUAAUGAAAACAGAAAGGGCAAUCGACAAAAUUGAGUUUGUGAAUUUAAAGAUUUUAACUGUAGAGGGUUUACCAAGAAUUCAAAGCUUUCUCUCUAAAACUGAGAAACAGGAACAAUCAUGCACGUUAAGCAACGGUGACUCAUUUUUCAAUGAAUUGGUAUCAUUUCCUAAUUUAGAGAAAUUGAAUAUUGAGGAAGCUCACAAAUUGAAGAUAAUAUUCCAUAGUAUACUCCUUCCUAAUUCAUUCUCCAAGCUUGAAAGUUUACAUAUUGGUAAAUGUAACAACCUUGAAAAGGUUUUUCCUUCCAAUACAAUGUGUAGACUUACAUGUCUUAAACAUUUAAGGAUUGAGAGCUGUAAUUUAUUGGAAGGAGUAUUUGAAGUGCAAGAGCCAAAUGCUCACAACAAGAGCAUUGAUUUGCUUCCAUGUUUGAGGAGGUUGCAAUUAAUUAAAUUGCCAAACCUCCAAUACAUAUGGGAGAAGGAUCCUUGCGAGCUUUUGAAUGUUAAAAGCAUAGAAAAUUUGUCUAUUUGUCAAUGUCCAAAACUCAAAAGAGAAUAUCCAAUUCUUCCUCAACUAGAAAUGCUGGAAAUAGAUUUAAGAGAACCCAAAGAGAUUCCAAGAGAAGAAAAGUCAACACAAAUGUUGGAACUUGAUCAACUAGAGACUUCAAAGAAUUUGACGGAAUUAAAUGUAUCAAGUUGUGGCAUAUUGAAUAUGUCAAUGUCAUCAUCAAUGUCGUUUAGGAAUUUGAGAUCGUUGAUGGUGGAAAAAUGUCAUAAGUUGACCUAUUUGCUACAUCCAUCGGUUGCUAGAAGCAUGGUCCAACUUAUCGAUUUGGUAGUAAAUGAUUGCAAAAGGAUGACUACUGUAAUUGCCAGAGGUGUAGAAGAAGAAAAUGAUGAAAUUCUAUUCAAAAGCUUAUGUCAUAUAAGUCUUGAAGAUUUGCCGAAAUUGACAAGUUUUCAUCAUGGAAAAUGUACCAUUAAGUUUCCAAUAUUGAACAGUAUAAUUCUUGAAGAUUGUCCUGAAAUGAGGGAUUUCUCUCUUGGAAUUGUAAGCACACCAUGUUUGUCAAUGGAAAGAAUUGGAUCAUGUGAUUUUGGAAUCCUUGAAUUUCAUCCAAUCCUUAAAGAUUCAAAAGACAUCAUCGUAGAAGAUAUCAAUAUCACUAUUCGACAAGUUUGGGACAACCAUUACGAUACCAACCUUCCAUAUUUGUUUGAACAAGAGAAUUUGGAGGACGAAAACCAACCUGAUCCUUCUUCAUAUGUUGAGGAAUGAGACUCAUAAUGAUAUCCCAUAGCUUUAUGAGAUUCCAUCAUCCUUAAUAAGAAAAGUUAAUACUUGCUGGGACUGAAUUACGUCGUUUGGAAUUCUUACAUUUUCCAAAGCUGAAAUACUUUGGAAAAGUGAUCAAAGACUUCUCUAUGUAAUGUGUAGUCUAAUAUGGUGAUGGAAGUGCCAACUUUACUUCAAAGAACCAAUCACAAAAGCUCUCAAAUGUUGGUGAAUUUAAUUCAUGAACAAGAAGGAAGGUAAAGUUUCACCAAAUGCCAAGUGAAGAUCACGACCAUGGCGGAGGCUGUUAAGUGAUGAUUGGGAGAGAGAGAGAGAAAUAUAUAAGAAAUUCAUUUCGUAUACCGAUUUCAACACUUUCCCAGGUCGAUUUGUAGCCCAAUUAAGCUGAAAUUUUGAUAGCGUGUUCGUGGUAUAAGGAUCUUCGAUCUAAAUGGUGGAUCGAUUUUUUUUUUCGAGCUAUACACAAACAUAUUGCAACGGGUAGUAGUUUGCCACUUUGAGCAACAUCUUUCUAAUUUAUUCUUUUGCAGGAUUGUUGUUUGUUGUUGGAAUUUCUCAAUUAUCUUGAGAUAUCUAUUAAUUUAUGUUUCUAGUUGUGACAA
This is a messenger RNA of Benincasa hispida (wax gourd), 4833 nucleotides long. The record is from RefSeq and is a predicted model, not a curated record. NCBI's taxonomy places the organism in Eukaryota, Viridiplantae, Streptophyta, Magnoliopsida, Cucurbitales, Cucurbitaceae.